ACAUGGCCGCCUCCACUGUGCGUCGGUCUGUAUGCUGCGUGUCUAAAGCUUUACCCCGUUUUAACACGUCCUGGACACCCGGAAGCUCCUGUAGAUAUGAAAACGUCUCCGGUCCGACUUUAACGUGGUGUCGUUAUUAUGUUUCUGGACUGGGUACGAGUCGGAAGAGAGAGGAAACCCAUGUGACAUUGAGGGGGUGUGCAGGGUUUAAGAGCUUCCAUAUUUUCAGCUCACACGCCUUCCAUAGCAGCUCGGUGUGUCGUGAACAGCAGGAUUUCUACAACACACUGGGAAUCCCACGCACCGCCACGCAGAAAGAGAUCAAGAAAGCGUACUAUCAGCUGGCGAAGAAAUACCAUCCCGAUACAAACCCAGACGACCCACAGGCGAAAGAGAAGUUCGCCAAGCUAGCAGAAGCAUACGAGGUCCUGAGUGACGAAGUGAAAAGAAAGCAGUAUGACACGUACGGUUCGGCAGGGCCGAGCGCAGCUGGGGGGGGGCAGCAGUACUGGCGGAGCGGAACCACCGUGGACCCCGAGGAACUUUUCAGGAAGAUCUUCGGCGAAUUUGCCGGAGCGCAAGGGUUCGGGAACUUCAGCUCCAUUUUCGAGCAGCCGCUCGAGUACGUUAUGGAGCUGACGUUCACCCAGGCAGCCAAAGGCGUGAACAAAGAGAUCACAGUGAACAUAGAGGAUGACUGUCAACGGUGCGACGGUAAAGGUUACGAGCCUGGCACCAAAGUCACACCCUGUCACUACUGCAACGGCACCGGCAUGGAAUCUGUGAACACAGGCCCGUUUAUGAUGCGCACCACGUGUCGGCGCUGCGGUGGGCGGGGCUCCAUCAUCAUCACGCCUUGUGUGCUGUGCAGAGGAACAGGCCAAACCAAACAGAAAAAGAGCAUCAUGGUUCCUGUACCCGCAGGAGUGGAGGACGGCCAGACGGUCAGGAUGUCUGUAGGAAAUAAGCAGAUCUACAUCACAUUCAGAGUCCAGAGGAGUCCAAUGUUUCGGCGUGAUGGGUCCGACAUCCACUCGGACAUGAUGAUCUCCGUAGCGCAGGCCAUCCUGGGAGGAACGGCUCGAGCUCAGGGUCUUUACGGGAUGGUGGACAUCGCGAUCCCUCCCGGGAUUCAGACAGACCAAAAGAUCCGUCUGGGUGGUAAAGGCAUCGCUCGCGUGAACGGGUAUGGCUACGGAGACCACUACGUCCACAUCAAGGUCAAAGUGCCCAAAAAGCUGAGCCGGAGGCAGCGGGAUCUGAUUCUGAGCUUCGCUGAGGAAGAGACGGACGUAGAGGGAUCCGUGAACGGAGUAACCCGGUCAACACAAGCGAGGUCACAGGAUGCAGAGAAGGAAUCUGGAGCCGACCCGAGGACCGACGAGGAGCCGCAGAAGGAGGAGGGCGGAUUUUUCUCCAAACUGAAGAAGAUGUUUUCCUGAAGGGAGCAGCAGGAGAGAGGACAAAAAGUUCAGGUCACAGAAGCAAUAAGGUCUUUACUCAUCUGAGAGCGAGAGGAAUGAGAUGACAAAAAGAGGCAUCCAGAGAGCCAGUUCUGUUCCUCCGCAUUUGUUUAUUAAAAUCCUGGCAGGCGAACAGAGAGCAGAGGCUUCUGGAAACGAAAGCCAUGUGCUAAAGUAUGAACUGUUUGUGAAGUUCAAAAAUAAUGGUUUAUUAGUGUAAUCAGUCAACAUGUUAACGUAAACUCUUCAUCCUGGUUAAUGUGUAUUGUUCUAAUAUAUAUAAAAAGGAAGUUGUUUAAAAAUAUUUAGAUUAAAUAUGAGUAUAAAGAAAAUAAAAAGUCUAAAUAAAAGCAUUGUUCUUGAAUAAAAAAAAAAUGGCUGUGGUGUAUGGGGAAUAAAACACUUCUAGACAUCCUGUCAUUAAACAGUAAUAAACAUC
Molecule: messenger RNA, 1902 nt
Organism: Clarias gariepinus (North African catfish)
Lineage: Eukaryota; Metazoa; Chordata; Actinopteri; Siluriformes; Clariidae
Gene: dnaja3b
Product: DnaJ heat shock protein family (Hsp40) member A3b
Exons: 12
Coding region: 3-1442 (479 amino acids)
Biological process (GO): protein folding; response to heat; mitochondrion organization
Cellular component (GO): mitochondrion
Molecular function (GO): protein kinase binding; ATP binding; heat shock protein binding
Source: RefSeq, a predicted model, not a curated record